Molecule: messenger RNA, 1137 nt
Organism: Paraglomus brasilianum
Lineage: Eukaryota; Fungi; Glomeromycota; Glomeromycetes; Paraglomerales; Paraglomeraceae
Source: the annotation of a GenBank genome assembly
AUGCAACGACAACCGAAAUGGGAUAUUGCCGACACGAAUAUUGCCUACCUUGGCUCCAAGUUUGAUAAAGAUGCUCGCUAUCAAGCAAGUAAAACUGAGCAAGCAUGGGCUGAUCCCAAUUUGGGUAUUGGAAAUGUAGAGGGACUUUGGGUCUGGCGAGUGGAAAAGUUCGAGAUCAAGCCAUGGCCCAGGGAUAAGUACGGAAGAUUCUACUCCGGUGAUAGCUAUAUAAUACUGCACACGUAUAAAAAAGAUCCAAACAACGAAGCGCUUUCGCAUGAUAUUCAUUUCUGGCUUGGUUUGGACAGCAGUCAGGACGAAAUCGGUACAGCCGCAUACAAGACAGUCGAGUUGGAUGAUUUCCUCGGUACUGCACCAGUACAACAUCGUGAAGUCCAAGGAUACGAAUCCAGACUCUUUCUUUCUUAUUUCAGACGCCUUCAAGUGGAGGACGGUGGCAUUGGAUCUGGCUUCCACGUAGUCGAACACAAGUCGUACCGCCAUCGUCUGCUUAAGAUUAAGCUCAUAAAUCGAUCUAUCGUUAUUCGAGAAGUGCCCAAGGAUUAUACCUCACUAAACUCCGGUGAUGUUUUUGUAUUAGACGCGGGUACAGUGUUAUACCAGUUGAUUGGGAAGAACGCGCAAGGAGUAGAAAAAGUAAAAGCCGCCGAGUUUGUGCAGGCUUUGGAGAGUGAGAGGAAUGGAUUGGCGCGUACGAUCGUAAUCGAUGAGGGCGAUCGGGAGAUGCCCAAAUUCUGGGAAGCGCUUGGAAGCAAAGGCCCUAUCAAGGCGGCUUCUGAGGAUUUGGAUACUAGUGUUCAAGCUCAAGAGAAGAGGCUAUUCCGAGUGAGUGAUGCUUCUGGAGAGCUGAAAUUCACAGAAGAGGCUCAAGGAAGAAUAAAUAAAUCAAUGUUUGAUUCAAAUGAUGCUUUCGUCUUUGAUGCCGGACAUGAAGUGUUCGUAUGGGUUGGAAGUAAAGCCACUGUCAAGGAAAGAAGAUUUGCGCUUCAGUAUGCCCAGCAUUAUAUUAAGCAGUAUCAUAGACCACCGUACACACCUAUCACACGUGUGAUAGAAGGUGGUGAGAAUGAAACUUUUGAGAAGAGCUUGGAGAUUGUUGGCCAAGAAGCUAUUUAG